Messenger RNA from Manis pentadactyla (Chinese pangolin), 7417 nucleotides. RefSeq names its product sortilin related VPS10 domain containing receptor 1 (gene SORCS1). Bases 538 to 4044 code for a protein of 1168 amino acids. Gene Ontology annotation, biological process: post-Golgi vesicle-mediated transport. The transcript has 26 exons. NCBI's taxonomy places the organism in Eukaryota, Metazoa, Chordata, Mammalia, Pholidota, Manidae. Gene Ontology annotation, molecular function: protein binding. The record is from RefSeq and is a predicted model, not a curated record. Gene Ontology annotation, cellular component: membrane; Golgi apparatus.
GAGACUGACAGAAACAAUAAAACAGGAAUAGCAAGUCCCCAACGCAGUGACCACUCCGCGCGCUCCGGACUGACCUCCCCCACCCGAGGGGCGCGCGGGCUCGGCGGCCGCGGGGGUGCAGAGCGGGACGCAGCCGCGCGGCGAGCGCACGGGGAGGGUCGGCGGCGCCUCCAGUCUCCGCAGCCACCCGCGCGCAGCGUAGCUCGGGAGCGGGGAGCGGGACGCGGCGUCCGGAGCCCCGGCAGCGCCCGCCCUCCUUCCCGCGUCGCCUGCCAGCUCGCCGGCGCCCGCUCCGCCCGUGACUUCAGUUCAGCUCCACCCCCGCGUGGCGGCGGCUCGCUCCGUCCGAACCCGCGCUCGGCACCAGCCCAGCCUGGGCAAGCGGCCGCCACCUGCCCAGCGUCGCCUCCGCCGGCCCCACCGCGGGCCCAACUUGGAUGGAGUUGGGGUCCUGAGCGCCUGACCCCACAGCCGGCCAGCGAGAGCCCUGCGCCGCCAUCUCCGGUCCGGGACCCUCCGCUGCUCUCCGCUCCUGCCAUGGGAAAAGUUGGCGCCGGCGGCGGCUCCCCAGCCGGGCUCAGUGCUCUCAUCGCCAGCGCGGGGCUCUUGGUGCUCUGCGCCCCGGGCUCCUGCGGCGGCGGCGCUUGCUGCCCCCAGCUGCACCCGAGCUCGGCCCCACGCUGGGCGCCGACCCCAGCGGGCUUCCCUCCCCAGGGGCCGCGAAGCAGGGCUCCUGCCACGCCCCCGCCCCUCCUCGGGCGCCCCCUGUUCGCGAUGGCCCCCGGAGACCGAGCGCUGGCCCUGGAGCGGGCGCCGGGCACCGGGGCGUCCGCGGCGGCUGCUCCACGUUCUGGCCGCAGGAGACGGAGUGGAGCGGAUCCGGAGAAGGAAGAACGGGGAGAGGGCGCGAGUAGAAGCCCCCGGGGAGUGCUCAGGGACCAAGGGCAGCAGGACUCUGGGACUCUGGAGCGGGACCUGGACAAAGCCACUCGCUUCCGGCUGGAGGAGCUGAGACUGACCAGCACCACGUUCGCGCUGACGGGCGACUCAGCCCACAACCAAGCCAUGGUCCACUGGUCUGGCCACAACAGCAGCGUGAUUCUCAUUUUGACAAAGCUCUAUGACUAUAACCUGGGGAGCAUCACGGAGAGCUCACUUUGGAGGUCAACAGAUUAUGGGACAACCUAUGAGAAGCUGAAUGAUAAAGUUGGGUUGAAAACAAUUUUAAGUUAUCUCUACGUGUGUCCUACCAACAAGCGUAAGAUUAUGUUACUCACAGACCCGGAGAUUGAGAGCAGUUUAUUGAUCAGCUCAGAUGAAGGGGCAACCUAUCAAAAGUACCGGCUGAACUUUUAUAUCCAAAGCUUGCUUUUCCAUCCCAAGCAAGAGGACUGGAUCCUGGCAUACAGCCAAGACCAAAAGCUCUACAGCUCUGCUGAAUUUGGGAGAAGGUGGCAGCUUAUCCAGGAAGGGGUUGUGCCAAACAGGUUCUACUGGUCUGUGAUGGGGUCAAACAAGGAGCCAGAUAUUGUACAUCUCGAGGCCAGAACUGUGGAUGGCCAUUCGCAAUAUCUAACUUGCCGAAUGCAGAACUGCACAGAGGCCAAUAGAAACAAGCCUUUCCCAGGCUACAUUGACCCAGACUCUUUGAUUGUCCAAGAUGAUUAUGUGUUUGUUCAGCUGACGUCAGGAGGACGGCCACAUUACUACGUGUCCUACCGAAGGAAUGCAUUUGCCCAAAUGAAGCUGCCCAAAUACGCUUUGCCCAAGGACAUGCAUGUCAUCAGCACAGAUGAGAACCAAGUAUUUGCAGCGGUCCAGGAAUGGAACCAAAAUGACACAUACAACCUCUAUAUCUCAGACACUCGUGGUGUCUACUUCACCUUGGCCUUGGAGAAUGUGCAGAGCAGCAGAGGCCCUGAGGGCAAUGUCAUGAUCGACCUCUAUGAGGUAGCAGGCAUAAAGGGAAUGUUCUUGGCUAACAAGAAGAUUGACAACCAAGUGAAGACUUUUAUCACGUAUAACAAAGGCAGAGACUGGCGUUUGCUGCAGGCGCCAGACAUGGAUCUGAGGGGAGACCCUGUGCACUGCUUGCUGCCCUAUUGCUCACUGCACCUUCACCUUAAGGUCUCUGAGAAUCCUUACACAUCAGGGAUCAUUGCCAGCCGAGACACAGCUCCCAGCAUCAUAGUGGCAUCAGGUAACAUAGGCUCUGAGUUGUCAGAUAGCGACAUCAGCAUGUUUGUGUCUUCAGAUGCAGGGAACACUUGGAGGCAGAUCUUUGAAGAGGAGCACAGCGUUUUGUACCUGGAUCAAGGCGGAGUCCUGGUCGCGAUGAAGCACACGUCCCUCCCGAUCCGGCAUCUCUGGUUGAGUUUUGAUGAAGGGAGAUCUUGGAGCAAAUACAGUUUCACAUCUAUUCCACUUUUUGUGGAUGGGGUUCUGGGUGAGCCUGGGGAAGAGACCCUAAUCAUGACAGUGUUUGGACACUUCAGUCACCGCUCUGAAUGGCAGCUGGUCAAAGUGGACUACAAGUCCAUUUUUGAUAGACGGUGUGCCGAGGAGGACUACAGACCCUGGCAGCUGCACAGCCAGGGGGAAGCAUGCAUCAUGGGAGCCAAAAGAAUAUAUAAGAAGCGAAAAUCAGAGCGGAAAUGUAUGCAAGGAAAAUAUGCAGGAGCUAUGGAAUCUGAACCCUGUGUCUGCACAGAGGCCGAUUUUGACUGUGACUAUGGUUAUGAACGACACAGCAGUGGCCAGUGCCUGCCAGCAUUUUGGUUCAAUCCAUCUUCUCUUUCGAAGGACUGCAGCUUAGGACAAAGUUACCUCAACAGUACUGGGUAUAGGAAGGUGGUUUCCAACAACUGCACUGAUGGAGUCAGAGAACAAUACACUGCCAAACCACAGAAGUGUCCAGGGAAGGCCCCACGGGGGCUCCGGAUUGUCACCGCUGAUGGAAAGUUGACAGCCGAACAAGGGCACAAUGUUACUCUCAUGGUACAGUUGGAAGAGGGUGAUGUCCAGAAGACACUCAUACAGGUGGACUUUGGCGAUGGCAUCGCAGUGUCUUAUGUCAACCUCAGCUCCAUGGAAGAUGGAAUCAAACAUGUCUAUCACAACGUGGGCAUUUUCCGAGUGACCGUACAGGUGGACAACAGUCUGGGGUCUGACAGCGCUGUCCUGUACUUACAUGUAACUUGUCCCCUGGAGCAUGUACACCUGUCUCUUCCCUUUGUUACCACGAAGAACAAAGAGGUCAACGCAACUGCAGUGCUGUGGCCCAGCCAAGUGGGCACCCUCACUUACGUGUGGUGGUACGGAAACAACACGGAGCCCCUGAUCACCUUGGAGGGAAGCAUAUCAUUCAGGUUUACUUCUGAAGGCAUGAACACGAUCACGGUGCAGGUCUCAGCUGGGAAUGCCAUCCUGCAGGACACCAAGAGCAUCGCGGUCUAUGAGGAAUUCCGAUCUCUUCGCCUGUCCUUUUCUCCAAACCUGGAUGAUUACAACCCAGACAUUCCUGAGUGGAGAAGGGACAUCAGCCGAGUCAUCCAAAAGUCUUUGAUGGAAGCCUCGGGGCUCCCAGGUCAGCACAUCCUGGUGGCCGUGCUGCCUGGCCUGCCCACCGCUGCUGAGCUCUUUGUCCUGCCCUAUCAGGAUUCAACCGGAGACAGCAGAAGGCCAGCCGAGGACCUGGAGCAGAUAUCAGAACUCCUGAUCCACAAGCUCAACCAAAACUCGGUGCAUUUUGAGCUGAAGCCCGGGAUCCAGAUCCUUGUCCACGCAGCCCACUUAACAGCAGCCCCGCUGGUGGACCUCACUCCCGCCCACAGUGGAUCCGCCAUGCUGAUGCUGCUCUCGGUGGUGUUUGUGGGGUUGGCGGUGUUCGUCAUCUACAAGUUUAAAAGGAGAGUAGCUUUACCCUCCCCUCCCUCCCCUUCUACUCAACCUGGUGACUCAUCUCUCCGAUUGCAAAGAACAAGACGCGCCACUCCACCUUCAACGCCAAAGCGGGGAUCUGCUGGGGCACAAUUUGCAAUUUAAGGAAAACCCCCAAAGGCUACAGGCGACCUGCUGAUCAGGAAAGAAUUUCGCUCUUGUCAAGUGCAUCAUCCUUCAUGACCACUAACUUUAUGUUUUCUUUCUUUCCUUUGUUGUUCUGUUUCCUAUUUUGCCAGGAAGUAUUUCCAUAGUUGCUGAGAAUCAAAGCACAAAAGAAAUCCCUACCUAUGUAAAUGUUUGAAUGGAGGACGCCAGUAAAAACAAAAACAAAAAAAAAAUAAAAUAAAAACAAUCAAAAUCCAAACAAACAAACAAACAAACACUCACUGCAUCUGGACUUUUUAAUUCUUCAGACACAGACAACAAGGGUUUUUAGCUUUAAGCCUGUGCAUGUGGACAAUACCUGGAGAACGAACGUGCUUGUGGGGGGGCAGUGUACAGGUGCUCUAUUUUAAUGGAAAACACUCCCCUCCCCCCUUCUCCUUCUCUCUCUUUUUUCUGAUCGGUCGUGUUUAUAGAAAAUUCUUAACAUAAAGGCCAAGGAAAUCUGCAUGUAUUUUUGGAAAUAUCCUUGGCUCUAGAUUUAACAGCUCUUUUAGCACUACAGGCAGAUUAGCCACCCGAGCCCCUUUCAUAAAACACAGACAUGCACAGGAGUUUGAAACCCUGAGCUGUUUCUCUGCUCCACUCUCCUGCUUGUCAUUUCCCCUCCUAAGUUGUCUUUGCUAGCUCUGUUGGCCAGCGGUGGCCACAAAGCUGCUUUUUGCAUUCUGUGCAGCCAUAGGGGCCAAGAAGCGAGUUGAAGUUCAUAUGUGCAGGCAGAGUAGGGAAGGAGGGCAAGCGAGUCGAACUGUAGUUUUGUUUCCUGCUCACCCCUUCCCAUCAUGACUGCCUUCCCUACUCCUGCCGCACAUGGUGUAGAAAACAGAAUCCCAGUUGUGCACUGUGUUGUCUUUCGCUGGUUUGCUAUCCAUGUGUGGUCAUGAUCAGUUGAUGUCUUUGUAUCUCUUCCUCCAAUUCCCAAGUCAGCUUUCAACCACUCCAACUUUUUCUCCUCAGACUUGUUGUAGAUUCUGGACAUAAACCCUGACGUUCCCCCAAUACUGGCCUAGCCUCUGCCAAUCUUGCCCCCACCGCCCACUAGUUUUUGAUCCGUCAGUUUUCUGCACUCCCGAGCAUGCCAGCUUCCAUACACACUGACCAAGCUGCAUCCUGCCCUGCAGGGUUCAGCUUCUUGUAGCCUGUGUCUCCUCCUGUAGAACCUCCCUCUUCCAAAUAUCCUUGCCUUGUCCCACCUGGAAACAUAAUGAUGUGUGUAAAAGAGUUGAUAUAUGCAAAGCGAUUCAAACCUGGCCGCAUACAUUGGGAAGCAGAUGGAUAGUGGUAUUCUCACACCUUAACAAAAAUCUCUUGCGGUCAGAUUCUACAAGAUUCUUGUGGAAAAUGUUUUGAGCAUGUUACUAUGUUGCAGGGAAGCUGCCUCCUAUUACCCAAUAUUUCCUCUCUCACAAGAGAGUAAAAAUAUUUGUAAAAUAAAACAGAUUUUAACCAGAAGAAGAAGCAGGUUAAUGGAUUUCGUGUUUAAGAGUGUCAAAAAGUCUGAGAUUGUAUGGCAGUCUCGUCUCAUAUUAGGAUGAAAUUUUGAUUAUGUAGGAUGAUCCCAGACAUUUCAUGUGUGUGCUCUCUGAUCUCUGCGUAUCAUAGCAUCAGCAAAGGAAAAAAUUAAUAAGCAUAAAGUGGAGGAAUUAGCUGACUGACUAAAGUGGAUUGUCUCAAAGCAUGAAGAAAUCCCAGUUCUCCCAGAGCAACCAUGAGAAAAGGCCCAGGGAAAUAAAGAAACAAAAGUAUGUCCAGCAGAAGCCCAGGAAUAUUAUGCAUUGGGCAAAGCCCACUCUGAAAUGUAGGAGAAAGCAGUUUUGAAAAAUCACUCAGAGGGUGCAGCCUCCUUCCUGGUGAUGUCCCCAACUCAACAACAGGGUGCAGUAGGGCCCUGGUGGUAACUGGGUGUCCUAAAGGUCCUGGCCCCCUGCCUUUAGGUAGCUCGGGUAGGGUGAAGUAACAAAAGGUGCAGUCAGAAGUUAAUCAAGCCGAAGGUUUUAUGGUUGAGGAUGCCUCGUAUGAAUCUGGGAAAUGGAUUAUGCCUGAGGCAGCCAUCUAUUUGCAGAACUAAAUUGAUCCCCAACCUGCCAGGCUUCCUAUCCCAUAGGAAACAUCCUCAUUGAUCCUCCUCAAUUGAAGCCUCCCAAAUUUAAUCUGGAAGACAAAAUGUUUGGAAACCACAUGAGGCUCACUCAAGACAGCACAGGGAGUCUUCAGAGUUGCAGUCCAAUUAAUUUUGAUUGGGAAAUUAUGAAAAAGGGAAUAACACUCUUAAUCCAGCACAGUGCCUUGCCUAGUGUCGGUAUUAAGAAAAUUAUUUGUUGAAGGAAUAAAUAAAUGAAUACACGUGAAGAUACAGGGAGAAUGGGCUCGUGCAUUCUACUUAAAAAUUGAGGUGGAAACUACAUGCCUGGCAUUUUGGAAAGUGACCAAAGAUGGACAGCUCUAGAUUCAGCAUCUCCAGGGUCCUCAUGUGCCUCUCCUCAGAGCUCCCUCCCACCUGCAGGAAAUUAGUGAGGCAAGGCUAUGCUCAGAGGGUACCUCAUUGUGGGGAUCUAGCCCCAUGGUUCUCAAGGUGUGGUACCUGGACCAGCAGAUGAGCAUCAUCUCAGACUUGUUAGGCAAAUCUGGGGUACCCCCAUCCCAGACCUGCUGAAUCAGAAACUCUGGGUGGGGUCCAGUAGUCUGUUUUUACAAGCUCUUCAGGUGAUUGAGAACCACUGUUCUAGGCCAUUCCAUCUCAAUCCCAAAGACAAGGUAGUAAUGAGAGCCUACAAAUGGGAGGGACCCAAGUGCCUACCUUCUCACAGCAGAUGCAGACCCAGUGAGGAAUUUGGUGGGCUCAAGGCCAGAGGAGUGCGUGGGGAGGGAUGGGUGUUGAAGGUAAGGUUCAGAGCCAGCUGGAAGUCUGGUAUUGCAAUGUUUUCUAAAAUCUCAGAAGGCAAACUGUGCAUUCUGUACCUGAACUGCCCAACCAACAUAUCCUCCUUUGCCUUAUUCCUGAUUGGAUUCAUGGUCCAAAAUGCAGAGGUUUGCUUUGCUUUUUUUCAGAAGUUCCAAACAGCAACUUUGAGAGCAAUGGGGUGUUUGGCAGCUGUUCUGUGUUUUCCAGGAUUCCAACUGAGCAUUGAAAUCCCUCAUUUGCCAACUUAUUUUUAUAGGAAGCCGAUUAAAAAAAAAAAGUUUUCUUAUAGUAUUGGAACUACUUCUAAUUUUAAAAUGACUUUUUUGAUGUAUUUUUUUGUUAAAUACUAUGUAGUGUAAUGUAUAAUUGCUCUUGUUUAUUGCUUUUACAAUCAUAUUUAUUAAACAGAUA